Messenger RNA from Electrophorus electricus (electric eel), 867 nucleotides. Its product is annotated as lysozyme g-like. Lineage: Eukaryota; Metazoa; Chordata; Actinopteri; Gymnotiformes; Gymnotidae. Gene Ontology annotation, cellular component: extracellular region. Gene Ontology annotation, biological process: defense response to Gram-positive bacterium; peptidoglycan catabolic process. Gene Ontology annotation, molecular function: lysozyme activity. The record is from RefSeq and is a predicted model, not a curated record.
ACUUGAAAACGAAACUGAUCUUAAUAGGCAUCAUGCGAUGAAAAUAAACAUUCACUUCAUAUCGACAUGGCCUUCAGAGUUAAUAUAAAGAACAUUCCGACCACUGGCGCUGGUGAAACCACCUCCAAACAGCUUUGGAACAGUCAGCUAAUGGGGAAGCCGGCAUCGCACGCGCUCGCAGAGGACGAUGCAGGCAGGAUGAAACAUUACCGUCGCGCCAUCCUCAGAGCCGCACAAAAGACUCAAAUUGACCCCGCCGUCAUCGCAGCCAUCAUCUCCCGAGAGACCCGAGGGGGGAGCUACUUACAGCCGGACGGAUGGAACAGUCAAGGAGCUGCAUUCGGGAUCAUGCAGGUCCACAGGAUGAACAGCCCGAGAGGUGGGAAGGACAGUGAGGAACAUAUCACCCAGGCUUGCAGCCUCCUUGCUGACUUCAUCGAGGACAUGAACCCCUCCUGGUCUCCUGAACAACGCUAUAAAGGCGGAAUCGCUGCGUAUAACUGCGGCCCUGCAAAGGUCACCUCUACAGAUGUGGACCGCAACACUGAGGAUGGUGACUACGCCAAUGAUGUGGUGGCCCGAGUUCAGUGGUACAAACUCCAUGGUUAUUAGAGAAGAGGAUCCCUCACUCGCUCCUAUGUCCUACUGUUCCCGUGUCCCGACUGUAAUCACGUCCUGCUGAUCCCUGCAUCCCAAUUGUACCCACAUCCUGCUGGUCCCACUCACCCCACAUCCUGCUGGUCCCCAUGUCCUGCUCAAUCCAGCAUCAUUGGUCACUUGUAAGCAGGGAUUCACAUAACCCUAUGAAUUUAGCUGGGCUGAACACUGCUCUAGCUUUAGACUGAAUAAACAUAUUUACUUCAUUAA